AUGGCAAAUAGUACCACUGCUAUUACUAGUACUACCAGUUUACCGACUGUGCAAGAGCAGGAGCCAAGUAAUUUGGCAGAGAUUUAUGGAUCGUUUUUGGAGUGUGAUGGAAAUUAUCACACGGGGAAGCCCUUCCAAGAUGUUUACUCGACGAUUUUUGUGAUUGCUUGGGUUCAACUUGUCCCAGCGCUUCUUACAAUUCUCCACUACACCUCAAGCAUCUUCGCAAAAGGAAAGCACAUCAUCUGCUGCUGCGAAAGUUGGAAGAAAGCAAAAGUCAUCGCCGAUGACAGAACAGAAGUCGACGAGAUGGAAUCCCCGCCUGCCCGAUACAGAAAACGAGGUGGACCUCACGAGGAGGAGGAUGAUGUAAGACGGGGAACUAGAAAGCGCUCGAAGAACAGGAUGUGUUGUAUCGUUUUCGCGCGGAACUUGUUGACGGCCAUCAAUUACAUCAUCGUCUUCGCAGCUUUCGUCUCCUGCCUACUCCUUAUCAUCUCUUACCUGAGGCAGCAAGACACCGACCGAACAGUCAAUUCUGACGAUUUCGCCCUUUUCCGCGCCUCUGUCUUGGUCCAAUUUAUCCUCUCCUGCUUGGGAAUCAUCUAUUUGCUUGUAAUGCCUUGUGUAAUGUACUUUGCUCCACUGCCGGAACGAGGGAUUUCAGUUUUGAUGUUCAACGCUAGAAUCAAUCUUCAACUCGCUAUUUAUACCUCCAUGAUUGCCUGGUUUGUACUGAGCUUCGUGUUUACGUUCUUUGGAUUUUUCUACACUUAUGGUUCUUGUGGAAAACUUGUGGCAGAUGAAGUUUGA
Molecule: messenger RNA, 813 nt
Organism: Oikopleura dioica
Lineage: Eukaryota; Metazoa; Chordata; Appendicularia; Copelata; Oikopleuridae
Source: the annotation of a GenBank genome assembly